Molecule: messenger RNA, 1787 nt
Organism: Anolis sagrei ordinatus
Lineage: Eukaryota; Metazoa; Chordata; Lepidosauria; Squamata; Anolidae
Gene: PRKAG1
Product: protein kinase AMP-activated non-catalytic subunit gamma 1
Biological process (GO): regulation of catalytic activity; protein phosphorylation
Cellular component (GO): nucleotide-activated protein kinase complex; nucleus; cytoplasm
Molecular function (GO): protein kinase regulator activity; protein kinase binding; AMP binding
Source: RefSeq, a predicted model, not a curated record
AGUGAGGGCAGGAUGCGUCAAGGCGGAAGUGAAGGUGAAGCUGGGAGAGCAGCAGUGGCCGCAGAUGUCUCCUCUCUUGUGAGCGGGGCGGGGAAGAGGCCGGCGGAAUGGAGGCGGAUACCAUUGCUGAGAGUGGGUUGGAGAAAAGCCUGUCUUUGUCAGAAGCAGAUGGUGAUUCCAGCAAUGGUGUCUACACAUCCUUCAUGAAGUCCCAUCGCUGCUAUGACCUCAUCCCAACAAGCUCGAAACUCGUGGUGUUUGACACUUCCCUUCAGGUAAAGAAAGCCUUCUUUGCUUUGGUGACCAAUGGCGUGCGGGCUGCCCCACUUUGGGACAGCAAAACACAAAGCUUUGUGGGAAUGCUCACAAUCACAGACUUCAUCAACAUCUUGCAUCGCUACUACAAAUCAGCCAUGGUGCAGAUCUAUGAGCUGGAGGAACACAAGAUUGAAACAUGGCGAGAGGUCUACCUGCAGGAUUCUUUCAAGCCACUUGUCUGCAUUUCACCCAGUGCCAGCCUGUAUGAUGCUGUCACGUCUUUGAUCCGGAACAAGAUACAUCGGCUUCCUGUCAUUGAUCAAGAUUCAGGGAACACUCUGUACAUCCUGACGCACAAGCGCAUCCUGAAGUUCCUCAAACUCUUUAUUGCAGAGUUUCCUAAGCCGGAGUUUACAUCCAAAACCCUAGAGGAGUUGAAGAUCGGCACCUAUGAAAACAUUGCCAUGGUCCAGACUGAUACUCCUAUCUAUGUUGCGCUGGGCAUUUUCGUACAGCACCGAGUCUCUGCGUUGCCUGUGGUGGAUGAGUCAGGUCGGGUUGUGGAUAUUUAUUCCAAGUUUGAUGUCAUUAACCUGGCGGCAGAAAAAACAUACAACAACCUGGAUGUGACUGUGACCAAAGCACUGCAGCACCGCUCUCAGUAUUUUGAAGGUGUUCUCAAGUGUUACAAGCAUGAAACUCUGGAGACGAUAAUCAACAGGCUGGUGGAGGCAGAGGUUCAUCGUCUGGUUGUUGUGGAUGAGAACGAUGUGGUGAAGGGUAUUGUGUCCCUUUCGGAUAUCCUGCAGGCCCUGGUCCUUCCUGGUGGUCAGAAGCCCUGACUGUAGGAGGGAAGACCCCACCGUCAUCAUAGGUCUGAAGCCUGGCACAGUUGUCCUUUUCUGUAUCACUUUUUGGCCUGAGCAGUCACACUGUGAGAGAGACUGUGUGGCACAGUUACAAACCAAGCCAAAUAUUUGCCCACUUCUAGAACGGAUCCCUUUUGUCUUUUUUCCCCAUCAAAACAGGCCAUAAGUCUUCUCCUUCCCCAUUUUGGUUGCAAAGGAGCCUUGAGACCUGUGGUCGCCUGGAGCUAAAUGUAUUGAUUUAGUGCUUAAGUGCUGGUCAAAAUGGGGUGGCUCUGGCUGUCCUUGAAUGAGGAGGGAGAUGGGACAAAAGGUCUAGCAGGCCUUGUAGUAAAUAUGUAUGGAAGGGACCACUUAACAAAAGAAGAAGAAAAAACACUAUCUAAAAUACAGUAUUCCAGGACAUUGGCUCUGUAGCUCAACAGAAACAGAGACAACUCUCAGAGUGUGUUUACACACUCUUCUGCCAGCCGUGUGUAUUACCACUUGCAGGUUUUCCUUCACAGUUUCUCAGGUGGGUGUUUAAUCUGAUUUGACAGCCUUCCCCAUCAGGUGCUCUUUUGAUGGGUUAGUUGGACUAUAGCUCCCAUAAUCCCACAACCAGCAGGCACAACCAGCAGGCAGAGUCAUCAGCAUCCAAAUUAUGAUCUUCUGUAAGCAAAA